AUGGAAAUCUCAAGUGUUGAUUCAGAGGCGGCGCCGCUACCGGAGAACAAGAACAAGGCCAUUGUAAACACCCUUUACAAAGGAUUAUCAAGUGGCGACACCGCCACAGUGGCUGGCCUCAUAGCCACAGACCUAGAGUGGUGGUUCCACGGCCCUCAAAACUGCCACCACAUGAUGAAAAUGCUCACCGGAAAAUGCUCCACCACCGCAUUCAAAUUCGAGCCUCGAAGCAUCGACGCCAUUGAUGAAUGUGUGAUAGUGGAGGGCUGGGAAGGGGCUCAGGUGUACUGGGUUCAUGUUUGGACCCUAAAAGAUGGCAUAAUCACUCAGUUUAGAGAAUAUUUCAAUACAUGGCUCACUGUUAAGGAUUUGAGGCCUUUUGUGUUUUCAAGCUCCACCACUUUGUGGCAGAGCCACCCUCGAGAUCUUACAAAACGCUCUUUGCCGGGGUUGAUGCUCGCCAUUUGA
Molecule: messenger RNA, 468 nt
Organism: Fraxinus pennsylvanica
Lineage: Eukaryota; Viridiplantae; Streptophyta; Magnoliopsida; Lamiales; Oleaceae
Source: the annotation of a GenBank genome assembly